AUGCAUAAAACUGGUCCUGAAAAUUGGCAACAGUUAGAGUUCCAUAACCUACUAUUUUUAAAUUUGGCAGAUGAUGUCGUGUUUCACAGUACAUUCUUAUUGUUUCACGACAAUUGUAAAGUAUCAGUAUGCACCUCGGAUGCACGUUUAAUUUCUGGAUGUGAUAAAAGUCUAGAACCGAAAACAUGGCUGACAACUAGGGCAAGAGGUAUUUGGGAUUGGGCAACUGUUGGUCAGUUACCUACCGGUCCACAUUUCUGUCUAAAGGGUAAUCAAGCCACUUAUUCAUUGGAAGUAGAUUAUCAUGUUCAUGUAACUCCAAAACCCAGUGAAAAUGAAACACAAUCGGUAGUACUGUUAACAAAAACUGUACCUGAUAAAAAUGCCAUCGGAAAUCGAACUGAUUGUGGUACUGGAAAUCCGCAGAUUCAUUAUUGUAUGAUGCUUUGUUGGUUAAAAAAUGACAUGAAACUGUUUAUCAUUGAUACAGCGUUGUCAUCGAAAAAUGCAUCGUAUGUAGCCAACAAAAUUUAUGAUCAACUUGGUACCCCAUCAGAUACUGCCGUAACUGUGUAUUCUGUAAACUUAGAUGCGGUUCCACAAGCACAGUUAAAUCAGCAAGUGUAUUACGGAGAUCCUAAUUACUGCAGUGUUUAUAUUGGUAUGGAAACUGUUGGAAUACCGUAUCUGUAUGAGAUACAAGUUGUCAAAGUUAUAAAAGAUUAA
This is a messenger RNA of Enterobius vermicularis (human pinworm), 726 nucleotides long. The record is from the annotation of a GenBank genome assembly. NCBI's taxonomy places the organism in Eukaryota, Metazoa, Nematoda, Chromadorea, Rhabditida, Oxyuridae.